Messenger RNA from Diplodia corticola, 1317 nucleotides. Its product is annotated as 60s ribosome subunit biogenesis protein nop53. The coding region runs from base 1 to 1317 and encodes 438 amino acids. The transcript has 3 exons. Gene Ontology annotation, cellular component: nucleolus. Lineage: Eukaryota; Fungi; Ascomycota; Dothideomycetes; Botryosphaeriales; Botryosphaeriaceae. The record is from RefSeq and is a predicted model, not a curated record. Gene Ontology annotation, biological process: ribosomal large subunit assembly; rRNA processing. Gene Ontology annotation, molecular function: 5S rRNA binding.
AUGGCGACGAUCUCCGGAGCACCUCAGCAGCGCAAGCAGCCCUCGCGUAAGGGCAAGAAGGCCUGGCGCAAGAACGUCGAUGUUUCCGACGUGCAGACAGGCCUUGAAGGAAUUCGCGACGAAGUCAUUCAUGGAGGCGUCGUCGCCGACAAGGCCGCAGACGAGCUCUUCGCCGUCGACAUCGCCGGUUCCACCGACAUCAAGAAGGAAGUCGAGAAGCGUCACAAGCCGCUCAAGGCCGAAGAGAUCCUUGCCCAGCGCUCUGCCGUCCCCGCCGUCGAUUCGCGCAAACGUUCGUCCAAGAUCACCGACGGCAUCAUCGAGCCGAGCAGCAAGCGCCACAAAGUCGGCAAAUAUGUCUCGCACAAAGAGCUGCAGCGAUUGAAGAGCAUCGCGCAUGGUGGCGACACCACCGAGAAGGACGUGGUCCAGACGGACGGUACGGUCGCGCACGAUCCCUGGGCGAUGGAGGAGGAGAAGGAGGAUCCCCGCUUCUCGUUUCUGCCGAAGAAGAAGCCCAUCCGCGAGCCGGAGACGUUGAAGCACUCGCCUGUUGUGCUGUCGGCGAGCGGGAAGCCGUUCCCCGCAGUGAAGAAGCCCGAAGCCGGCAAGAGCUACAACCCUACGUUUGAGGAAUGGAACGCGGUGCUUGAGCGCGAGGGCGAGAAGGAGGUUGAGGCCGAGAAGAAGCGGUUGCGCGAAGCGGAAGAGGACAGACUACGCGAGGAGCGCGCUGCUGCGGCCGCGGCCGAGUCGGAUCCAGAGAGCGAUGGCAACGAGAGUGCCUGGGAAAGCGAGUGGGAUGGCAUUCAGAGCGAAGCCGAAGACAGCUACCUGAAGCAAAAGAGACCCGAGCGGAAGACGCCUCAGCAGCGCAACAAAGCAAAGAAGAGAAAGGAGGCUGAAAGGCAAGCAAAGUGGGAUGCGCAGAUGAAGAAGAGGCAAGCGCAAGCUGAGCAGAUUAAGCAGCUGGCUAAGGAAGUUGAGGAGAAGGAGAAGUUGAAGAAGGAGCAAGCACUCUUGAAGAAGGACGAGGAAUCCUCUGAAGAUGAGGAGGAAGUCGUUCGGAGAAGAAAAUUCGGCAAAGCACCAGUCCCCGAAGCUCCCCUCGAAGUGGUCCUCCCAGACGAGCUACAGGACUCUCUGCGUCUGCUCAAGCCCGAAGGCAACCUUAUCAAAGACCGCUACCGGAACAUGAUUCUCCGCGGCAAGAUCGAGUCACGGAAGGGUGGCCAACGCAAGCAGCGGAAGACCACCGUCACGGAGAAAUGGUCAUACAAGGACUGGACGCUGGCGAAGGCGAAAGGAAGAUAUUAA